Messenger RNA from Aspergillus homomorphus CBS 101889, 750 nucleotides. RefSeq lists its product as uncharacterized. The coding region runs from base 191 to 604 and encodes 137 amino acids. NCBI's taxonomy places the organism in Eukaryota, Fungi, Ascomycota, Eurotiomycetes, Eurotiales, Aspergillaceae. The record is from RefSeq and is a predicted model, not a curated record. The transcript has a single exon.
UUGCUGGCUUCAUUCUCUUCUUCGUGCGCCAGCGCAAGAGGGGCCGUCUCGAACACGCAUUGGAUGACGCCAAGUGGAACACCGAGCGGACGGAGAUGGACAACUUCCAAUCAAAUUGGAAACAGAGUGAAUGGAGAAGUAGAUCGGGCUACAAACCGGUAGCAUAGCCGGGUUUCGGUCAUCUAGACCGAUGGGCCCCGCGUUCGACGAUGAAAAUGAAGGCUUUACUUACACACUCUGGUUGCGCAAGUCUCGAUCUCUGGUUCCUUGCUGCCCCGGUCGGCACGGUAUCGUUGGGACAAAACGGACCAGCCUCGCUCCUGCUUUGCUGGCCAAGGCUGCGCGCGAGCCGUUCUUGCCUCUUGAGCUUCUGGUGAUCGUGCAUCUGUUACUGCCACGAACUUCUUCUCUCGACCUUCCUUGGUCUUUUUUUGUUUCUUUCAUCCUGUACACUUUUGCGACGGUUCACACUUCUUCCUUUUUUGUUUCAUUCAAACUUCGCCCUCCCCCCCCCCCCCUUCUUUCAAAUCUCCAAGGGCCUCGCGGCCAACCAUUAUCCUCUACUUCCUGUAUAUACGAAUCUAUGUUGCGUGUGGUCCGAUAAAGCCACGCCAUUACUUCGACUCAUUCUCCAGAGUGGGCGCGCAGGAGUCCUUUUUGUUCACGGAAUCGGGCGAGGUUGCUAUAUCGUACCACUUUUUCACAUCCUGAUAGAUCUCAAUAGACUUCCAACUCCUGUCAACUCUUUUC